UGAGCUCUCAGCCUUCUCUCUCUUCCCUCCCCUUCUCUCUCUAGCCAUGGCGAUUCGGGGAAGAAACCCUAACCCUAUCUUUCUCUCUCUAGCUCUCUUCUCUCUCCUCUCCAUCGCUUCUGCGAAAGUCUUCUUUGAGGAGCGAUUCGAUGAUGGAUGGGAGAAUAAGUGGGUUAAAUCCGAAUGGAAGAAAGAUGAGAACAUGGCUGGGGAAUGGAACUACACCUCUGGUAAAUGGCAUGGAGACCCGAAUGAUAAAGGUAUCCAAACAAGUGAGGACUACAGAUUCUAUGCUAUAUCAGCUGAGUACCCUGAAUUCAGCAACAAAGAUAAGACAUUAGUUUUCCAAUUUACUGUUAAACAUGAACAGAAGCUUGACUGUGGUGGUGGAUACAUGAAGUUGCUCAGUGGUGAGGUUGAUCAAAAGAAAUUUGGUGGUGAUACCCCAUACAGCAUCAUGUUUGGACCUGAUAUCUGUGGCUAUACCACCAAAAAGGUCCAUGCUAUUCUUACACGAGAUGGAAAAAAUCACUUAAUUAAGAAGGAUGUUCCUUGUGAGACUGACCAGCUAUCCCAUGUUUACACUUUCAUCCUCAAGCCAGAUGCUACCUACAGCAUCCUAAUUGACAAUGUUGAGAAACAGACUGGUAGUCUGUACUCUGAUUGGGAUAUUCUCCCUCCAAAGAAGAUCAAGGAUCCUGAGGCCAAGAAACCUGAAGAUUGGGAUGAGAAGGAGUACAUUCCUGAUCCUGAAGAUGAGAAGCCAGAGGGAUAUGAUGACAUCCCGAAGGAGAUACCAGAUCCUGAUGCAAAGAAGCCUGAAGAUUGGGAUGAUGAGGAAGAUGGUGAAUGGACAGCUCCAACCAUUGCCAACCCCGAGUACAAGGGACCAUGGAAGCCAAAGAAAAUUAAGAAUCCCAACUACAAGGGAAAAUGGAAGGCACCAAUGAUUGACAACCCAGAGUUCAAAGAUGACCCAGAGAUCUAUGUUUUCCCCGAUUUGAAGUAUGUGGGCAUUGAACUCUGGCAGGUGAAAUCAGGGACCUUGUUCGACAAUGUCUUGAUUUGUGAUGAUCCGGAGUAUGCAAAGCAAUUGGUAGAAGAAACAUGGGCCAAGUACAAGGAUGCUGAGAAGGCAGCAUUUGAUGAGGCAGAGAAGAAGAGGGAAGAGGAGGAAUCAAAGGAGGACCCAGUUGACUCUGAUGUCGAGGAUGAAGAUGAUGCUGAUGCUGAUGCUGCUGAGGCAGAAGACUCUGAUUCUGAAGCCAAAUUAGAAUCAGAAACAAGCAAGGAAGCUGACAGUGAUGAUGAAGAAGACAAGCAUGUAAGUUUCUCCUUUGAUUACUGUUUGAUAUCCAUUAUCUAUUAAAUAUCCGUCACCUUAUAUCAAUUUCUUAUGUUCAUGAUUGUAGGAUGAGCUGUAGGGUGAGCCGACUACAAUAUCAUGCUGACAAAUUGGUCUUGAAGAUAAAGCUUGAGCUCAAAGAAUUUUUCUUUGUUUUUUACGUUUUUAUUUUAAUUUUAGUUGGUAGGGGGAGAAAACAGUUGAGGGCUGGAUGCAGUUAGACUGCUUGGCUGAUUGCCUUAAGAACACAUUGGUUGUCUUGAGUUAUUAGGUGGGGGACUAAAAGGAAAACCAUUUAUGCAGUGUAAUGGUGCUUCCAAUGACGUGAAAUUUUUCCUUAGAAA
Molecule: messenger RNA, 1689 nt
Organism: Vitis vinifera (wine grape)
Lineage: Eukaryota; Viridiplantae; Streptophyta; Magnoliopsida; Vitales; Vitaceae
Product: calreticulin
Exons: 13
Coding region: 47-1369 (440 amino acids)
Biological process (GO): protein folding
Cellular component (GO): endoplasmic reticulum; endoplasmic reticulum membrane
Molecular function (GO): calcium ion binding
Source: RefSeq, a predicted model, not a curated record